This is a messenger RNA of Orbicella faveolata, 9442 nucleotides long. RefSeq lists its product as uncharacterized. Lineage: Eukaryota; Metazoa; Cnidaria; Anthozoa; Scleractinia; Merulinidae. The record is from RefSeq and is a predicted model, not a curated record.
UUCUCGGAACAGAUAAUGACCGCGGACAAAUAUCCGAGCAUUGGCAGUUUCAUCGUGUGUACUAAAAUCAUGUCGAACAUUAAACCACUGAUAAAAUAUUACCAGAAGCUGGACGGUUAAAAUGAAUUGUCUUUUACCGCUACAUGUAUAUAAAUACUUUUUGCUUAAAAUUAAGUCGUUUGUAAGGUGGUCUUCAUCACUUUUCGUUUAAAUAUAAAUUUAAUUAUGGGAUAUUUUUUGGGCAAUUCAUUAAUUUGUACCCUUUUUAUUUACCAGAUUUUUAAGUCUGGAAAAGCGUUCUCAAACGACAUAAAAAGCAAGAAACAGCAUUGAUAAGCGAAAGAGAAAACAUCUUGUAGAUUAAGAAAUUCUGAAUUUAACAUGUUUAACAAGCAACGUUAUCUUGAGCCGACCGAACGAAUUUGUUAUUUUGUUCGAAGCGAAACUUAUUUCAGCGGAAUGCUGUAGUUUAUUGUGUUCCUCAAUCGCGCGGAAAACAAACACCUGUGUUUAAGCCAAUGAGAUCGGUUUUCGCGCCAAAGUAUCAGUUCUACUGAACUUUAAUUGUUGCCUUAGUUUAUAUUCCGUUCCUGAUCGCAUAAAUUAGGCAGGCUUGCAUAUGAUUUGCGAUUAUUAUUCUGCUGUCACGGCUUCUCGCUGGUUCUUCAUUUGUAAAUACAAACUGUUCAAUGAAGUUUACACUAAUCUAAUGGAUGACUGGUAUUUUGAUGAGAUUAAGGACGUUAAAAUGAACCCGUUUUAACAUCAACGAACCCGACUUUCUUAUGUGGACGUGUAUCGUUCGUUUAAACCUUCGUAGAUGAGAUAAAACACUUUGUUAUCUCUGUAUCACAAACGAAUAACAUGGCGACAUUGGACCUAAAAACGGAUCCAAGACCUUCUACUAAUGGCGAACCGGCAUUCACGCUUUGUACAUUUUGUAAUAACUCGACAAACGGAUUUGAGAAGCGAUUAUUUGCGACGACACAACCCAAGGGACCGUUUUUCCCGGUGCUAGCCGAGGUGCAAGGCAGGAGAACCACACUGGACGAUCUCGGUCGAGCGGUUGUGUGUGUGGCAUGUUUCCACCAUCUUUUACGACAGUGGAGCAGCUUUGAGCGAAGAGGUGUACCUUUACGAAAGCGAGAGUACAAUAUCAUUUCAGACGAUCGUGUUAACAACUAUCAAGUCCGGCGUGAAGAGGAGAUACGUAAAGAAACUGAACAUAAGAUAAAAGAAAUCCAGGAUCGCGAGGAAAGAAUUCGACUUGAAGCUGAGGAAAGGAUCGAAAAAUAUCGACAGCGUCAAGCGGAGAUUCGACGGGAGGCUGAGAAAAAGCUGCUCGAGGAACAGGCCAAAGCUGAGGAGUUAAAAAAGAAGACUUCGUCGAAGCUUAAGGAGGAGCAUCAGCGAGAGGAAGAGUUAAGACGACAGGCGGAGGAACGCAUUCGGGAGGAAAAGGAGAAACGAGAAUACAUUCGACAAGAAGCGGAAAGACUUCUGCGGGAAGAGAAGUUAUUGGAAGCCCAGAGGAGUAAUCAGGAUUCCGUAUCUUCAGUUCCUGAGAUUAUUACAAGGUAUAGGACAGAAGUCAUCAUCCCAUCUCCUGAGAGGGAAAACGCUCCUUUGAAGGAAAUUACAGAUCAAACGGAACCUGAAGACAUGGAGGGUGCUACUGAAAAAGAACGGCAAGCUAGGGGCCAGAGGCGCAAGAUGAUGGUGUAUGAUCCGGAGACGGGUUGCUAUAGGAAAGCUCAAGACGACGAUAAGGAAAAUACUUUGGUUGAGACUAAAACUGAGAAAGUGGAGUAUCGUUUUCAUCUUCGUUCAGACGAAAAACCUCGUAAAACCACAGAAGCUAAAGAUGCUUCGUCUAAACCUGACAAGGCUUCAGAAGAUGUCACGGUUUCGAUGGAAGCAGUAGAGUAUAGUACGGAACAGACUAUUGUGUUGAAUGGCAAAGAAAGGUCAAGAAGCCAAGGCCGUGAAGGCGACGCCAGAGGUGAAGAGGAGGACAUUAAGAGAGCUGGCGACAUUAUGAAAGCAAAGUUUGAAGAGGGUCGAAACCGAUUCGAGCAGGAACCCGUUGAAAGGAAACGGAGUGACUCGUCCAGGCAUAGAACGACAAGAUCAACAUCUGAUGAUUCCUUGGAAGAGAAGAUCAAAGAAAUGGAGAAGAGAAGAGAGCGGUUGCUUCUACGAGGACUGUCAUCAGAAGCAAUGGAAAUCCAAGGUCGGAGACCCUCUGAGGAAAAGAAGGAUCUUUCUCCAAAAGUCGAGAGUCCGAGAGAUGGGUCGAAGAGUCCAGUGGAUGAGACUACGAAGAGGCAAAGAAGUCGAAGCGAACGUAACAAACGGCGUUUAACAGCCGAGGAGUUGAGUUUAAAGAGGUCUCCUGGAAGCGAAGAGGAUUUAUCCACUCGCACGUCGGGCGCAGAUGCCGGGAAAGUUCCAAAGACAGAUCCACAAAUUGAAGAGAGGCAAACAGAAACGAGGAAGGAAAGUUUCACGUUCCAGUUGAAAAAAGGCGAUAAACCAGAGAUACCAGACGAAGAGGUUUUCAUGAUGACACAAGUGAAACCAGUUGAAGCUUCCGCAGACCUGAUGAACUGGGAUGAUUCAACAGAUGGGUCCGUCCCUGAGAAGGAACCGACUCCUAGUCCAAGGUUCAGGAAGAGGGCAGACAGCGCUGAAGGAGAGAUGUUCCCCAGACCUAUGAAGCUUGUUGAGAUCGAGGCCCCCAUUACAGUUACUCAGAAAGGAGAAGUGGAGAGUGAACCAGUUUUGACAGCAAACCUUCUUGACCUUGAUGAGCCUACAAGCAUGUCAUCCGCGCCAGCCAUCGAGCCCAUCUUAACAUGGGACAGCCGAACUCGUGCUAGCAACAACGCAGAGGAAGAUCGAAGACGCCGAGAGAUCGAACACGAAGAGAGAAAGCGAAGGAUCGAGGAAAACCAGCGACGAGCGGCCAAAGAACUCAAGGCUAAGAAACAAUCCGAAAGCGACGCAAAGCCACAGAGCGACGAACCUGUCCGAGAAAUGACAAUGAAGGAGAAGAGGCGUUCGUUAGUGGACAUGUGGGAAUCGUUCUCUGAGCCACAAACGAAUGUCAUGUCGUUUGAAGAGGACGAAGACAUGCCUGAGAGCAGUACAACCAUAAUACGAGAAAAAAGGACUGUUUUGUUCGAUCCUUUGGAAGAUAAAGACAACGAAGAAGCCAUGGAGGUCGGUGAUAUCGAGGUUAUCACCUCGACAACACCGUCUGUUGAAGCAGAGACGAAUACAAACCUAACCGAGGAAGAACAGCGAUGGGAAAGCGCUGGACAUUUCCAGCCAGGGCGACUUCAGAAAACUGUAUUUCACAACCUGUCUGAGACGCAACCCGAGCAACCUAAAGCUAAGCCUAGAACGAAAGUCGGAAGUCGCUACGACUGGAUGAAAGGAGAGACUUCGGACGAUCAAGCUGCUUUGGUACCCACGAAACUUAAAAUCGAUUGGCAGAACAGCGCGGCAGCCGAUGAAAAAUUAAGCAACGGUCAAGCUAAAGAACGUUCACCUGAGCCAAUCCAGAUGGAGAUCAAAACUGAGAGCCGUGAUGUUAAAAGUAGCAGCGAGAGCGAAACUGAAAGUGAAAAGGAGAAUGAUAGUGAAAGUGAAAGUAAAAGCGAAGAAGAGAGAGUGCCUCGAGUGGACACAGAUGAAGUUUACAAACUAACCGAAGAGGAGAAGCAGUGGGAACUUGCAGGGCAUUUCCAGCCCAAAAAGCUGAAUAUAGCCCUCAUGGCUGGCUUUCAACAAGCACCGGCUGAUGUAGAAGAGAAACCAGCGCCUAAGAGAACACAGACGACCUCUGUGUCAGCUAAAUUGAAAGUUAAGGAACCCGAGAAGGAAGAGCUUGAAAUUGAAGAUAUUAGUCCUGUGAGCGAAGUAAAGACCGAAACAGAGCCUGACACCUCAGUGCUUUACACCUACACGUACGAAGAGGAAAGUGAAGAUGACGAAAUUCCUGGAUGGAGGAAAGUGGAGGAGCAAAGAAGACAACAAGAAAGGGAAGAGAUUGAAAGAGCAAAAUUAGAAGAAAAAAGACGAUUGGAACGUGAGGCCUUGGAGGAAGAUCAACAAGAGGAAGGCGAUUCAAGCGAUGAUGAAUUUGAAGCGAAAGUGCGCACAAAGGAGAUAAGAAGGAUAAAUCCCAAUCUCUUGGGUCAGUUUUUGAGAGAGCCAGCGAAAGAACCAGAAAAGCCUCACAAGUCGAUGAAACCUAAGGAGCAGAAAGUUGACAGAGCCAGUGUCCAGGUGUCCGAAUCAGCACCUGUUGUCGACAGCCAUUUCGAUGAAAUAGAAAAAGAACGAGAAGUGGAGGAUGAAUACGAAGAGAAAGUUAAGAGUAAGCAAAUUAGAAAGUUGAAGCUUGAUACCUUGCCUUUCCUGCAAACACAGGAACAAGAUACUGUCCCUGUACCACACAGGGACGUUCCUCGUGCGUCUAGAAUUGCUGUCCAAGAAGAACUUUAUAUUCAGAAUGUGCAGCCUACCAACGUGGAAUCAGCGCCGAGAAACGAGUGGGAAGAGGAACAAGAUGAGCCCGAAAUCAAUGCUUAUGGAGCAACCACCCUGGAGAGGUAUGACGAUGAAAGUGAAGACGAUGAUGAUGUCCCUGAGUGGCGCAAAAUGGAAGAAAGACGAAAACAACAGGAGCAGGAAGAAAUUGCACGUGCAAGAUUGGAAGAGCAAAGACGGCUGGAACGAGAAGCUCAGGAAGCCGAAGAAGAGGACGACACGGAUUCCGUCGAUGAUGAAUUCGAAGCAAAGGUUCGAACGAAAGAGAUUCGAAGAAUUAAUCCCAAUCUACUGGUUCAAUUCAUGAGUGAAAACAGAGAAGAGGUUCCCAUCACAAGAAGGCCCAAGAAAGAAACUUUAGAAACUCAACGAGUGUUGGUAACAGAGACGGCACCCAGGAAUGAAAACGAUCUUGAAGAUUCCAAGGGAAAAGAUGUUGAUGAUGAUGACGAUGAUGAAUUUGAGCUGAAAGUGAAAAAAGGUCAGGUCAAUAAGCUGGUUCUUGACAACAGUCCUUUCUUGCAACAGCAAAAGAGAGAAGAAGUCCCAGUGGCCAGAACACGGUCAGAUGCAGAAAAGAACAGGAAGGAAUCCAAAAAGGAAUCAAGGACAUCUGUGGUUCAAGAAGAUGAACUUGUUCAGGUUGUCCAUGAUGAGGUCGUUGAAUCCCAACCUGACAUGAUUUUCCAAGGAGGAGAGGAAGAUGAAGGAUACGAAGUGAAAAUUAAAUCGAAGGAUGUCAGGAGAUUGAGCCAAAAUCAGUUCUUCUUCCUUCGAAAGCAAGAGGAAGAAGAGCGAAAGAGACUUCAAGAAGAGGAACGCAGGCGUAUCGAGCGUGAGGAGCGGGAAUUACUCAAAAAAGAGGAAGAGCGUCGAAGACGACUGGAAGCCGAGGCCCGGGCCAGGGAAGAAGAAAGGAUCCGUCGAGAAGAGGAGACGAGAAAGAGGGAAGAAGAGGAGAGAGCUCGUAAGGAAGAAGAAAAGAGGCGUCGGCUUGAGGAAGCUGAACGACUCAGACAAGAAGAGGAAGAGCGGUUACGAAAGGAGGAGGAAGAAGAGCUGAUGCGUUUGGAAGAAAUGCGUAGGCAGAAACAAGCAGCAAAAUUGAAAUUCGAAUCUGGUUCCUUCGAUGGUGUUCCUGUCAGCCGCACUGAGAAUGAUAUCUACAGCGUGGGGCGUCUUGAUACAAACAAGCUGUUGCAGUUCCAGCGGGGUCCGAGGGAAGAACCAGAGCUGAAGUCAAGGCUGCGGGUGGAGCAGAAGAAGACAGAAGAAUACAAGUUACCGGAACCGGAAGUCGAAACUGUCCAGAUGGCGUCUGUUGAUUUGAUUGAAAGCAGUCCUUACGAGGAGGAUUUAGAAAGGCGUCCAACAGAGGACGAGAUGUACGAAGAAAAGCGAAAGAGUGUGGGUAAGCUUGACAGGGAGUGGUAUAUAAAGCAACAACAAAGACAAGCGGAAGAAAACGAGCGACGAGCUAAAGAAUUAGAAGAACGGAGACUAAGAGAAGAGCGGAAUGAAAUGUUGAGAAUUAAGGGCGAGGGUCCACAGCGACGGGAAGAUGAUGAUUCCAGAGGAUUGCUUGUCACGGAAGAAGGCUUAAAUAUGGACACAGAUGAAGCAGAAAGCGACAAACCCAAGAAUGUUGGAAAGCUAAACUACCAACAGUUCUCCAUGUUCCAGAAGGAAGGAUCAGUCGUUCCAAAAGCGCAACCACGCAAGAGGGCCCCAGAGGUGGUGCAAGAAGUUGUAAGUGUUCAAAGUCAGCAGGAUGUGGAGAGUGCGCCUGUUAAUAUGGACGAGUCUGAUGCUUACCGCGGAGGGCCCCAUAUGACGCAGGAAGACUCUGACUACGAGAAACGGAUCAACACAGGCAAGCGACUUGAUGUAGAUAGGUUCCUGAAUGCCAGGUCGCAAGAGGCUGUCGAGAGAACGGAACGUGCGAAACGAAUGGCAGAGGAGAGGAAGCGGCAGGAGGAAGAAGAGCUGGCCAAGUUGAGAUUCGAGGAACGCAGGAGGAUGGAAGCGGAGGAGGGCUCGGACUAUGUUGAAGAAAGUGGUGGUAGUCAGGUAAGAGAUUUCAGGAGCAAAUCAGCGUCUUCAACAGAGUCAGAUUCUGAAAGGCACAGAAGAAUACCCAUCGAAAGAGAACCAUCAAGACUCAAAGAUUCUGAUGCAGACACAGACAGAAUGGACAAAGGUGUUAGUGUUGGUCGUUUGCCACAAGAACUUCGUUCGCAAUUUGAGGGGGAAAAAAAGAGAGCCGAUUCAGGUUCUCGUCGAAAGUCAAACAAAACCAAAGGCUCAAGAUCAUCUUCAAAGAACUCGAUGGAAAGUGCUCACAGUACCUCUACUGAUAGUGUGUCAGAUGUCCCACAUGAUAAGGAGAUGAACGGUGGUGUUAGCCCCAAGGACCAGUCACUGGAGAAGAAAUAUUCUAUAGACAGGACGGAGGAAUAUAAAGAAACGCAAGAAGAAGAUAAACCAAUUGAAACUUACACGCCCGAGGAAAAACCCGUUCCAAAGAAACUUCACACCAGCAUGUUAGCUGCUUUCCAAAAGGUUCACGAUGAGCCAGUGCAGCUUCGUCGAGCAAAAAGUGAGAAGCGCGUCCGACCAAAGAGUAUUGGGAACGUGGAUCUACUGAGGUGGCAAGAUGACUCGAGUCUUCACCAGCCCUCUUCGGACGCGUCGCAGAAGGGGAAGACUGGGCGCCAACCAAGACCCAAGAGUAUUGCAUUUUAAGCAACGUAUGUUUGCUUAUAGCUGCGAAACUAUUACGUUAUAACAAUUAUAGGUUGAAUUGUUUACAAUAGCUAGAAUAUCACGAUAGAAGUGGCUUUGUCUUUCAAUUGAAAAUUGUGGUCGGACGUAAAGGCAAUGAAUCGAAAUUUGGUUGAUUUGUUGUCAUGUCGACGAGUCUUAGAAAAAGAGAGUAAUAUAAGGGACAAGCAGCAUCUGAAGUUUAGAGAUCCAUUUUCUUUAACCUCCUUCGUUUUAUCACACACUUUUCAUGUCAUCCCGUUCAAGGUGGUUUUCUUAAGAGUAAUCACAGUGUAAUUGCGAACUCAAUUUUUUUUGGGGGGGGGACGGGGGGGAGAGGGGGGGAGGGCAAUCAUUUAUAUCUUGGCUGGGGAGUUGUUUCACAUUGGCAGGCAUGGCAUGCGUAGUACAAAGAGUUUCCAACCCACCCCACCUCCCUGAUAUGGUGCGGUUAUGACGUCACCCGCACCAUGAUGAUCAAUAUUGACAAAACAGAUUUCUCGUGAACUUCUUUUGUGAAUGCCACCUACAUGGCUGCCAUGUUUUUUUUCCCAUUUCAAGUUCUAUUUAGGAUUGAGUCCAUCUCAUUAGUGAAACGGCAAGAGUGAUUUAAGUUUGGGGCGAUACAUUUGAGUCCAAUUUGGUGCCAAGGUGAAAAGGCAUCUUUGUCAGGAAUAGAACUUGUGCCACUUUACCAUAGCCUAAGGCUGACAACACAUCUAAGGAAUAACAAUGUGUAAAAUGUAGACGAUUACGGUUUUAAUACACUUAAAUACAAUUUAAUGUGGUAUGCACCGAAUGUUACCCUUAAAUCAACAUUAUACACCAUUACAAAGUGCCAUAUACAAAGCAUUGGAUACUAAAAUCAAGUUGUAGUUAGUGCAAAGAAUUUGCUGUACGCUUUGGGUCGUAUCAAAAGUUCCAUUUUUGUAGAAUUUAUAAAGAAAAGUUUAUUAUACGAUUAUGAUGUAGUUUUGAAAGAAUUGUUAAACAUUGGGUUCGUUUGGAAGUUUUGUAAUUUAAAUCCUUAAGAGUCAAAAGGCAGAUAAUUUUGUCGGGUGAAUUUGAAACUUCAAAGCCACCAUGAACUUGGAACAUCGGCUCAAAGAUGAAGAAAUAUUCACAAAAACGUAAAUAAUGUUUGAAAAAAAAUUAUGCACUCGUAGUAAAUAAUAAAGAAGUAUGUUCAUAUUGGCACCAAAGUCGUAUCAAGUCUUUUGCAAUCCCCGGCUGACUCGAACAUAAGCUGUAUCUACCAGAAAUGUUGGUAAGUGUUUUUAAAAACGUCAGUGCAGCUACAAAUCACAAUUCUAAGGAACGUGAACGCCCUUCUUCGACACAAGGGCCAUAAAUCGAACUGUGCUAGACCGUGUUUCGUAAUAAUAGCGAGGAAUUUUGAAUUCGCUUCUAAUUAUUAUUUUAGAAACCUGUACUAAUCCGAACGCCUCAACUGAAUGUGGACAUAACAUGGUUAUUUGGUAAGGUCGAGGCAGUGGUUGAUGGUUCCAUUUUCUUGUAUGAAUUGUUAUUGGUAGAUGACCUUUUGGGAGUGAAAUCUAGUUUAUGCCACCAUAUUGGUUGAGGUGUCAAGAACGCUAAAUUGUUUAGAUGCGCGGCAGUGAAGCUUUGAUAACAAUAAAUUCAUGCAUAGGGGAGGCCUAAGAAUAGAGCAAAGUGGAUUCCCCCUUUCUUUUAUUAUAGGUAUCUCGCCACGUUAGAGAGAUUAUCCUAAAGAAAACUAGGGCAAUUAACGAAAACUUAAAAUGAUUCGUGUUCAUAAUAGUCUUGCUAUUACUUUUCAUUACACUGGUUCCGUUUUACAAAUACCAAUGGUGGGCUUGACUUUACAUUUUCGUAAAAUGGUUGGUUGGAUUGAAUACAUAAACAAAAUGAAAUAGCUUUUUAUUUGUAAUUGCCUUGAACGUGAAUUUUUGAAAGCCAAACUAGCUUGUACCAAACAAACUCACGUGAAAGAAACGGUGUCCGUGUUAACACAUCCAAAUUGUUAUGAACAUUAUCCGGGCUACAGAAAUUUCAUUAACGCAAUGUUUUGUAGGACUUAAACUAGUUACCUGUAAAUUAAUUCAAAAAGUUUGGAAUAAACCAUUGAAUUCGUUAA